Ostreococcus tauri is the source of this 1218-nucleotide messenger RNA. Its product is annotated as CDP-alcohol phosphatidyltransferase. NCBI's taxonomy places the organism in Eukaryota, Viridiplantae, Chlorophyta, Mamiellophyceae, Mamiellales, Bathycoccaceae. The transcript has a single exon. Gene Ontology annotation, cellular component: membrane. The record is from RefSeq and is a predicted model, not a curated record. Gene Ontology annotation, biological process: phospholipid biosynthetic process. The coding region runs from base 1 to 1218 and encodes 405 amino acids. Gene Ontology annotation, molecular function: phosphotransferase activity, for other substituted phosphate groups.
AUGGAUGCGUUUCGACGAGCGAGACUCGACCUCUUGACGGGUGGUUUCGACGCCUCGGUCGACGCUGCGUGCUCGCAUCGCGCGCGCGGAUCGCACGUCGGAGCUUCGAAGAGACGGUGCGCGCAGGUGCGCGCGUACGCGUACACGUCGCCGAAUCUGUCGCUGUGUGAGCGGUUGUUUUUAGAUCGAUGGUGGAGUCUGGGGGUGGAGGCGUUUCCGACGUGGUUGGCGCCGAACGCGAUGACCGCGCUCGGAUUGUGUUGCGUCGUCGCGGCGUACGUGAUGAUGUGGACUAUGUCGCCGGCGUUGGAGUUCGAGGCCUCGAGGUGGGUGUACGUCGCGUGCGCUGGGUUGGCGUUUGCCUAUCAGAUGAUGGACGGUAUGGAUGGGAAGCAGGCGAGACGGACGAAAUCGGGAUCGCCUUUGGGUGAGGUGAUCGAUCACGCGUGCGACGGGUUGUCGAUGUGCUUCUACCCGCUCGUCGUGCUCGAUAUAUUUGGCGUCGGGCACGCGACGAGCAGAGCGCGAGCGGCGUGCGUGUCGACGAUGAUGUUAGGGCGUGCGCUCUUCGUCGUGGACACCGUGUCGUCCACCUUCUCGGGUGUGUUGCCGGUGAGUAAAUUCUUGGACUCUCAGGACGUCCAGCUCAUCGUACAGACACUGAUGCUCGUCGCGGCGACGAUCGGGAAUCGCUUCUUAUUCGACGUGACGCUGUCUUUGCCGUACGUCGGGGCGCAAACCAUCGGACGCGUGGGUGCCGUGUUUUGCAUCACCGUCGGGACGAUUGCCCGAGUAGGGACGUUCAUCAAGACCAUAUUAGCGAGCGAUAAACAUGAACCCCCGCACUGGCCAAGUUACAGGAGUCCGUUCAAGAUCGCGGCGCGCUGCGCGCUCGUGGAGGCGUUCCACGGGCUUUGCCUGUACAAGUCACAAAAUUUCGCUUUCGCGCACGCGACGAGUUCAAUCUUGUUCGGUGAGUCUGAGAUUCGAAUAAUGAGUAUUCGCGUGUCCGAUCCGGAUUUUCCGGUUACGAACUGGUUCGCUCUUUUCAUCAUGGCGUGUACGACGGUCGUACCCGCAGGCGACGCUUUCACGAGCGGCGUUCUCAUCGGCACCGCUUUGUUCGUGUUCUUGCAUCGCUUUUCGAGCCUUGCGGCGCAGAUCACGGGUUGUCUGGGCAUGCACCCGAACAUAUUCAUUAUUAGACCGCGCGAAUGA